This is a messenger RNA of Ipomoea nil (Japanese morning glory), 934 nucleotides long. RefSeq names its product probable WRKY transcription factor 50. The record is from RefSeq and is a predicted model, not a curated record. Gene Ontology annotation, molecular function: DNA-binding transcription factor activity; sequence-specific DNA binding. Bases 144 to 641 code for a protein of 165 amino acids. The transcript has 3 exons. Gene Ontology annotation, biological process: regulation of DNA-templated transcription. NCBI's taxonomy places the organism in Eukaryota, Viridiplantae, Streptophyta, Magnoliopsida, Solanales, Convolvulaceae.
UAUCGUAAGCCAUGCAAGUCUACUGCCCCACCUCGCAUGAAGCUUCUCCCGUCUUCCCACGAAGCUUACUACGAAGGAUCAGAUGACAACAUAUUUAUACUCCCACCACCCACUACUCCUUCUUCACUGCACUACGAACUCCCAUGGAUGGGAAUUAUUACCAGAAUAUGGGCUCAUCACCUUUUGGGAGCCCCCAUCACCCUGUAUUUGAGCCCUCUGAAUAUCUCGACUUGGGCGACUGGGCGGGGGAGGAGGAGGAACCGGCGGCGAUGCACGUGUCCGGCGGUCAUUAUUAUCCCCUUCUUAAUCCGCCGCACCACCAAGCUCCUCCUCCUCCGGAGGGAGUUCACGGCUACCUGCAGGGAGGACCCAGAAACAAUGGUGGGAGCUACGGCGGCAGGGAGAUGAGAGAAAAGUUCGCGUUCAAAACAAAGUCUGAGGUUGAAAUACUGGAUGAUGGGUACAAAUGGAGGAAAUACGGCAAGAAGAUGGUGAAGAACAGCCCAAAUCCGAGGAAUUACUAUAAGUGCUCUGUGGAUGGUUGCCAAGUGAAGAAAAGAGUUGAGCGAGACAAAGAUGACCCAAGCUAUGUAAUAACAACCUACGAGGGCAUCCACAACCAUCAGGGUCCCCUGUCCUGAUCACCACAAUGCCAAAAACAACUGCUCCAAUGGUUAGUUACUAAAAAUCACCAUUUGGUCAUAUCACCUACCAACCACUUUCGGUUGCAUCUGUAUGAGGUUCUAGAGGUCCCAAACUGUUUUUCCAGAGGUUAGACCACAGACGAUUCCUUAGUCUUAGAUCAAGAGUAGUAAACUAGUAAUAAUCUGUACGGUCAACCGGACACCAUAUAUAGCAUAUAGCAAAUAGCAAAAGCCUUUCAGUCAUGUAUUUAACUUUUCACAUUGGAAACAAAAGAACCCAUUGCCAAAAA